Messenger RNA from Medioppia subpectinata, 1315 nucleotides. The record is from the annotation of a GenBank genome assembly. NCBI's taxonomy places the organism in Eukaryota, Metazoa, Arthropoda, Arachnida, Sarcoptiformes, Oppiidae.
AGUAAAUAACAUUUCAUUCAUUCAAUAUAUUCAUUGUUUUUGAGACUCAAAACUCGGAUUGUCUUUGAAUUUGUCGGCAAAAAACGUAAUCAAAACGUGAUUUAGUUUUUUCGCACAUUUUUUUUUGUUGCUUUAAAUUUGAUUUUCAUUUACUAUUUUGUAAUACAAAAGCAAUCGUCAAAUGAUUUGCUGUUUAUUAUUAUAUGUUUUGCCGUUUUAUUGCUGACACAAAAAUGCCGUUCAUUUGUAUUGACAUUAAUGAAAAUGAUAUGAUUUUGUCUCCGAAACUCAAGACUCGAAGACAACACAUCCACUCAUUCGCCACAAGAAGUAGAAGAAGAAGACAAAUACAACAAAAACCCUGUGUUUGACUCGACUCUAAACCCGUAGACACGAUGGCCGAGAAGAUUGACAUGUCUUUGGACGACAUUAUCAAAAGAGAGGGCAUUCGAGGCGCCCGUCGGGGCAGAGGCGGCGCCCGCGGGGGUAAAGGUGGCCGCGGAGGCGGUGGUGGCGGCGGCGGCUUCGGUGGUAUCCAACAGAAGUCGCGGACGUUAUUUAAGCGCUCGUUUAGCGGACGCUUUAAUUCGGGCGGCGGUGGAGGACAGAGAGGAGGACAGCGUUAUAACAACAGAGGCGGCGGUGGAGGCAAAGGCCAGUCCACUACUGGCCAGUGGUUGCAGCGGAAGAGCAAUCAGUUGACGUGUCGGUUGCAUCUGUCGAAUCUGGCCUAUAGUGUCACCGAUGAGGACCUGUUUGAGCUGUUCGCCAGCUUCGGGCCGCUCAAGAAGUCGACCGUCCAUUACGACCAAUACGGACGCUCUUUAGGCACCGCUGAGCUCUUGUUUGAGUUGAAAUUUGAUGCCAUGAAAGCCAUGAAUCAGUAUAACGGCGUUCCCCUCGACGGCCGUCCAAUGAGAAUACGAGAAAUCGGCGCAAAGAGAGAAGAAUCGCAGAGUGAAGGCAGUGGUGGCGGCGGUGGAGGAAGAAGUGGCGGUUCGUUCAAUAGAGGCGGAGGUCGUGGCGGCCGAGGAGGUGGACGAGGAGGAGGUCGUCAGCCGAGAACUAAUGUAACUCAAGAGGAUUUGGAUAAAGACUUGGAUUCGUGGCGAAUGGAAACUGAAUGAUAUGUUUACACAUAAGACUAUUAAUAAUUUAAAAUACAUUUUAACAUCGAUUUCUUAAGACAUAACUUAUUUUUUGUCCACAAUUUAUACUCUAAUUAUUAAUAAUUAUUAUUUAGAAAUACAUUUUAAAUCAUAACUUUCACGCCAUAAGUCAUAUUUCAGAGCAUUUAGUAUUGUAUAAAACAAAC